AAUCUGUCACCUCAUAAAACAGCUGUAUCACGGAGCUAUAGUCAAUCAGGUAAAAUCUGUCACCUCAUAAAACAGCUGUAUCACGGAGCUAUAGUCAAUCAGAUUGUUUGUUCAGUAUGUGGGAAAAUAAGUGAAAGAGAGGAGGAUUUUCUGGACCUGAGUAUUUCUGUGAGUGGUACCGAGUCCUUAGAGGCAGGGUUACGGAGUUAUUAUUGUGAAACUGAAACUAUGGAGGGGAAGAAUCAGUACCGAUGUGAAAAUUGUAAUAAACUGGUGGAUGCCAAAAAGGGAGCCAAGCUCCGCUCACUGCCACAGAUUCUGACCUUCUCCCUGCUGAGGUUUAGUUUUGAUCUCAUCAAAAUGGACAGAUUCAAGGAGACCGGAAAAUUUGUCUUCCCAACACAACUAGAUAUGUCUCCUUAUGAAGAAAAGUCAGAAGGUAGAGAUUUGUACGAGUUAUUCUCUGUGGUUGUACAUAAAGGAGGGGCCCAUGGGGGACAUUACACAGCCUACUUACGGGACGUGGACAAUCUCGGGGUGUGGACGGCCCCAGAAGAAGGCAGCAUUUCUGUCCUUGGGAGCCCGGAGUCGGGACAGCUCGAUGUGAUUGAGUGUGACUCACCUAUUGAGCUUGUGCAGACCAUACUGAGCCAAGCUCCUGACAAGUGUCUCAGUGUCGACAAGCUGGGAGCGGAAAUAACAAAGAAAACUGGAGUUUCGUGGAAUAAGAGAUUCAGAAAACAGUAUGGCUCAAUUACAAAGUUCAUUAUGAAGUAUGAUGAUAAGUUCUUCUUUGAUCCGUCCUCAAAUUCCAUUAGCCUGAAGCAAUAUACGUCCUCCAGUGUGAUAUCAUCACAAAAGAAGGAGACAGAUAGACCCAACACUGCCAACACAGAAGGAGACAACCCCAAAAAAUCCAGGCCCCCAUCCCCUCCCCCUGCCCCGGGGUACUGCUGGUUCCACUUCAAUGACAGCCACGUCCAUCCCGUCCGAGAACAAGAACUCCAGAGCACGUUCUCGGGAAAGUCCAGCGCCUAUAUGUUGUUCUACAGACGAAUCGUUGACCAGUCAUGUAAUGCUUCAUCAAUGAGUGCUGUACCAGCUUCUUUAGUUAUGGAAGUAACAAAAGAAAAUGAGGAUCUACAGAAACAAAGGGAGGCCUAUGAGAUUGAACUGAACAAGAUAAAUCUCCGUCUCCACUUCUCGGCCUGGUUCAUGGAGAGUAAUGGGGCCCUCCAACCACAAGACCCCCAGUCUAACUACCUCCCCCUGGAACUAGAUCGUCGACAGAGUCUGGCAGAUCUCCUGAUAGCAGUUAUGGAGAUAGGAGGAGAGUUGGUGCCAGAGAACUUUGUGAUUCACACAAUGAAAGAGCUACCCUCUGGAUACCAUCUCUACUCUAAACUUACAGGUUCAGACGAUGUGACCAUUCAAAGCCUGGGAGUGGGGGAUGAAGCCUCACUGUUUGUCUGGGAUGGGCGGACAGUUGAUGGAGUAACUGUGGCUGUAGGUGAAGAAACUGAACCCAUCCUGCUAAAUAUAACUCCACCUGAGGGGGAUUCCCUCUCCAGGGGGUUUCCCAAGAAUAUGCUACUGACUGAUGUAUUGGACAUAGCCUGUGCUGAAUAUCUAUUUUACCCGAGUUCUGUCACCAUGCAGAGAUUAGUUGGGAAAGGAGAACAAAAGUUGCUAGCAUUUACAUCCGAGGAAAUGUCCAAAUCCAUCGCUGAACUCAAGUUAACCAAUGGAUCAGAAUUGUUUCUUAUCCAGGAAUCAGAACAAAUUGCCCGUCCAACAAAUAUACCUGUCAAUGUCAAAUUUUCAGUUAGCGUAGAAAAUAGGUGCCAGGGAGGAGAUGGGCCCAGAGAAAGUAUUCAAUUGCAAGCACUGCCCACAGAUUCUGUCUCCCUUCUGAAAGCAUUGGCUGUGUCAAAGUUCAUGCUCCAUGAGAUUCAAGAUGGGGGUAGACUGCGUGUAGAACAUGAGACCCUUGGACUCAAAUCACCAUUAUGUGAAGAGUUAACUUUGUCAGAAGCAGGAAUAAGUAAAGACUCCAAACUUGUCCUAGAACCGGGGCAGGCCCCAAAGUCUAACCAGAUAACUAUCAACAUCACAACCGAUGGCUCGGAGCUAGGACUGACAGACACGGUAGAAAUGUUGGUCAACAGAAAUCAGACCGUAGAAGAUUGUUUGACCUGUGUGUUAAACAGACUGAAGGUGGAAGACCAGAGCUGGCACCUGCGUAAAACAAAUUGGUGUGGGGAGGCAGCAGACAUACUGAACGACCCGGAGUCAACAUUAGAACACAGUCUGGUGAGAGAUGGUGAUUUGUUGAUCCUGGAGAAGGGGAGGUUACCACCAAAGGGGUUUAUCUGUCCAGAGAUCUGGCUGUAUCCAAUGUUACACACUGUACAACAGAGCAGCAAGGGUGGAUUUCUCUCAUGGCUGUCCACAGGAAUUCAGAAUCUUUGGAAUACUUCCACAGGGGAAGUUACUCCUGAUAAAGAAAAAGGAGCUCUCCAUAUAGGGGAGGUACAGGUGUCCUUGGACUCUACAUUGGAUGACCUUAAGCAGCAGGUCAUGACCUUGCCAACUAUUGCUGAACUUGGGGUGCCUAUGGUGGAGUUUUUAAGGAUCAGGGUCGUAGAAGAUGGACUGCUAACUACGGUGCUUAAGGGGUCAUCUCAAACAUUGAGAAAACUGCGAUUACAGUCCUGUAGGAAGUUAGGUGUUCAGGUGCUGCCUCAAGAAGAAGACCUAAGUGCCAAUCACAUUGUUUUAGAAAUUCGACAGAGAAUUCCAGAGACGAAAACCUACGCUGCCGGACAGGAAGUGGUGUGGAAUGUAUCCCAGGGGGCCACAGCACACAGCCUUAAGCAGACAAUAGCUGACCUGCUCCUUAUUCCUGUGGAGCACAUUUUAGUGGCGAAACAUUUUCCUAAGAAGCAUGAAUGGCUCAUCAUCAAGGAAAAUCAGAAGAAAUCUCCUGGGAAAGGAGGGAGGAAAAAGACUCCACAAAAAUCUAACUUAAGGCAGCCCCCUUAUUACAUCCAAGAUGGGGAUGUUUUAGGGGUGAAGAAUUUACAAUUUGACCCACUCCAACCUGAAAAUUUUUGUACCGAGGAAGAUGAACGAGGACAAGAGGAGUUACAGAGAAUUGCUGAGGACAAAAAGAAAGAAAGAGAAGAAAAGAAGAACCGAAAAACGGGGGACUUUGAUUUUAGCGAAAAGAAAAAACGUCCAGAGGCCACACUAAGUAUAAAAGUGGAUGACUUUACAUGACAGUGACUGUUCUUAGAUUUUUUUUUCUGUUGAUGGUUACUUGUACGACUGUUAUUGGAUUGAUGUUAUGUAUGAUUUUAAUGUUGAAAGCAAAAAUAUUGCUGCCAGUUAGUGAAUCCAAGGUCUUUCAUUUCAAAUGAUACAUGUAUCUGAAGUCAGUAUCGAAAAUGUGAUUAAAAUUCAGAUUUUGAAAAUA
Saccostrea cuccullata (small rock oyster) is the source of this 3478-nucleotide messenger RNA. Its product is annotated as ubiquitin carboxyl-terminal hydrolase 40-like. Gene Ontology annotation, biological process: protein deubiquitination. Gene Ontology annotation, molecular function: cysteine-type deubiquitinase activity. Lineage: Eukaryota; Metazoa; Mollusca; Bivalvia; Ostreida; Ostreidae. Gene Ontology annotation, cellular component: nucleus; cytosol. The record is from RefSeq and is a predicted model, not a curated record. The annotation marks the transcript as partial. The transcript is spliced from 28 exons.